Molecule: messenger RNA, 6576 nt
Organism: Drosophila innubila
Lineage: Eukaryota; Metazoa; Arthropoda; Insecta; Diptera; Drosophilidae
Gene: Dscam2
Product: Down syndrome cell adhesion molecule-like protein Dscam2
Exons: 21
Coding region: 103-6351 (2082 amino acids)
Biological process (GO): axon guidance; cell-cell adhesion
Cellular component (GO): plasma membrane; axon
Molecular function (GO): protein binding
Source: RefSeq, a predicted model, not a curated record
GACCUCCUCAAAAAAAAGAAAACAAACAAAAAAGAAUUCAAACAAGCAACCAACCGACGGAGACGUAAAGUAAAUCAAAAUCAAAACAGAAAACCGGAAAGCAUGUGGAUUAGUAGCCGCCUUUUUGUGAUUUGUUUGCUGCUCAGGUUUGAUGCAACGAUUAGCGAACCCUUCGAAACACAUUUGCGUGGUCCCGGCUUUGUCAUGGAGCCGCCGGGUCGCGUUGAGUUCUCCAAUUCGUCCGGCGGCUGGCUGGACUGCUCCGCCUCGGGCAGUCCACAGCCGACGAUCGAUUGGGUGCAUGCGGAUGGCACGGCGGUCACGGAGAUUCACGGGGUGCGACGGGUGCUGCGGAAUGGGACGUUGGUGCUGAUGCCGUUCGCGGCGGCUGCCUAUCAUCAGGAUAUACAUAAUACGAUCUAUCGCUGCAUUGCCAGCAACUCUGUGGGUCGCAUUGUGUCGCGUGAUGUGCAAGUGAGGGCGGUUGUGGCGCAAGCCUACAAAGUGGAUGUGGAGGUAUUAUCCGCCUCGCGCGGCUGCACCGCCAUUUUGCGUUGUGUGGUGCCCACGUUUGUCAAGGAAUUGGUACGAGUGGUCUCGUGGGUUCAUGAACCCGCUAUCUACAUCUAUCCCUCGCUGCAAGGCGAUGGCAAAUUCCAUUUGCUGCCCACCGGUGAGUUGCUCAUCCAUAAUCUGCAGGAGAGCGAUGAAUCGCAGUCCUUCCGCUGUCGCAGCAUGCAUCGUCUGACACGUCAAGUGGUUGUCAGCUCUCCCACACGAUUGCGUAUUAAUUCUCAUCGCGGCAUCAUUUCGCCGAGCGUUGUGGAGCACACGUCUCAUGUGCAGGUGUCGCAGGACGAAGGAGCGGUGCUGCUGUGCGUGGCUCAGGGUUGUCCUUCGCCCGAAUACAGCUGGUACACCCAGAACGGUGCUGGGCCAUUGCCCGUUUUAAGUGGACCACGUGUGCGUCUGCUCGGACCGAUACUGGCAAUUGAGGCCGUGACCGGCGAGGAUUCGGGUGUCUACAAGUGCACGGCGAGCAAUGUGGGUGGCGAGGCGAGUGCCGAGCUGCGCCUAACUGUGGCCACGCCCAUACAAGUGGAAAUCGCACCGAAUGUGCUCAGUGUGCAUAUGGGAGGCACGGCCGAGUUUCGCUGCCUGGUGACCAGCAAUGGCAGCCCCGUGGGCAUGCAGAAUAUCCUGUGGUACAAGGACGGACGGCAGUUGCCCUCAUCCGGUCGCAUCGAGGACACGUUGGUGGUGCCGCGCGUCAGCCGUGAGAAUCGCGGCAUGUAUCAGUGUGUGGUGCGACGGCCCGAGGGCGAUACAUUUCAGGCCACUGCCGAGCUCCAACUGGGCGAUGCUCCGCCCGUGCUGCUGUACAGCUUCAUUGAGCAAACGCUGCAGCCGGGACCAGCUGUGAGCCUCAAAUGCUCCGCAGCCGGCAAUCCAACGCCGCAAAUUUCAUGGACACUGGACGGAUUUCCGCUGCCAUCAAACGGAAGAUUUAUGAUCGGACAAUACAUCACGGUGCAUGGAGAUGUAAUUAGUCAUGUUAACAUAAGCCAUGUCAUGGUCGAGGAUGGCGGAGAGUAUUCCUGCAUUGCCGAGAAUCGUGCGGGUCGUGUGGAGCAUGCGGCCCGCUUGAAUAUUUAUGGUCUGCCCUACAUACGGCUUAUACCGAAGGUGACCGCUGUCUCGGGCGAGACAUUGAAUCUGAAAUGCCCAGUGGCCGGCUAUCCCAUCGAGGAGAUACACUGGGAGCGCGGCGGACGCGAGCUUCCCGAUGAUAUACGGCAGCGUGUUCAACCGGAUGGCUCGCUGACCAUCAGUCCGGUACAGAAGCAUACGGAUUCCGGUGUCUACACGUGCUGGGCGCGCAACAAACAGGGUCACAGUGCUCGUCGCAGUGGCGAAGUGACGGUCAUAGUACCGCCGAUCAUAGAACCGUUCGCCUUUCAGGAUGGCCUGGCCGAGGGGAUGCGUACGCGCACCGUCUGCGGUGUCUCCCGUGGCGAUGCUCCGUUGAAGCUGAUCUGGCUCAAGGAUGGUGAGCCGCUGCCCGAUCUGCUGGGUGCCAAUGUCACCAUGCUAGAUCAGUACAGCUCGCUGCUGAGCAUUCCCUCGCUAUCGGCCACGCAUUCCGGCGAAUAUACGUGCGUGGCAAAGAAUCCGGCAGCUGAGAUCAAAUAUACCGCUCUGUUGCAGGUCAAAGUACCACCGCGUUGGAUUGUGGAACCUGUCGAUGCGAAUGUGGAACGCAAUCGUCACAUUAUGCUGCAUUGUCAGGCACAGGGCGUGCCCACGCCCAGCAUUGUGUGGAAAAAGGCAGCGGGCAGCAAAUCUGGCGACUAUGAAGAAGUUAGAGAGCGUCCAUUUACAAAGCUAUUGGGCAACGGUUCAAUGUUGCUGCAACAUGUAAAGGAGGAUCGAGAGGGCUUCUAUUUAUGUCAGGCUAACAAUGGCAUUGGCACGGGCAUUGGAAAGGUCAUACAGCUCAAAGUUAACUCCUCGCCGUACUUCUCCUCCACUUCGCGCUCGGUUACCGUUAAGAAGGGCGACACGGCGCUCUUGCAAUGCACUGUGAGCGGCGACAAGCCGAUUAACAUUGUGUGGAUGCGUUCGGGCAAAAAUACAUUGAAUCCAUCCACCAAUUACAAAAUAUCGGUUAAGCAGGAGGCAACACCAGAUGGCGUUUCAGCGGAGCUGCAAAUACGCACUGUGGAUGCCACUGAUAGCGGUCCCUAUUUCUGUCGUGCCACCAAUCUCUAUGGCAAUGAUCAGCAGCUGGUGCAGCUCCAAGUGCAGGAGCCACCGCAACCACCGAGCGUCCUGGAAGCAGCCAUGAUCAGCAGUCGCUCGGUGAACCUCAAGUGGCAGCCCAAGGCUCAUAGCACGGGCGAUGUGUCCAAGUACAUUGUGGAGUAUCGCGAGGCGGAUCCCGUACUCUUUAUUGAUCAGUGGCAGCACAUUGAAGUCAAGGAUCCGCCCAGUUACAAUGCUUUGAUUGAGAACCUCAAGCCAGCGACACGUUACGCCUUCCGCGUCAUUGCCGAGGGCAAUGCAGGACGCAGUGCACCCAGCCAAGAGUUGAUAAUACGCACGGAACCACAACGACCAGCUGGACCACCACUGAGUCUCUCCGCACGUCCGCUCUCCUCGACGGAGCUGCUGAUCAGCUGGGUGGCACCGCUGCCAGAGCUGCGACAUGGCGAUAUACAGGGCUAUAAUGUGGGCUAUAGAUUGGCCAGUUCGGGUAACACGGCCUACAACUUCACCUCGGUUUCGGGUGAUGGCGAGGGGGGCAGUGGGGAGCUGUUGCUCAGUGGACUCUCGAAAUUUGCACGUUAUAGUAUUGUGGUGCAGGCUUUUAAUCAAGUGGGUCCUGGUCCGCUCUCGGAGCCAACUGCAGCGCAGACAAUGGAGGAUGUGCCAAGUCGUCCGCCAGAGGAUGUGCGCUGUGCCGCAUUGACUUCCCAGUCGCUGCAGGUCUCCUGGCAGCCACCGCCAAUCUAUCACACAAAUGGACUGCUGCAGGGUUACAAGCUCGUCUUUGAGCCCAUCAUUGAUGACAUUGUGCCCAACAAGGACGAGGUUGAAUCACGCAAGACCACGGCCUUAACCACCGUGCUCACGGGUCUUCGAAAGUACACCAACUACAGCAUCCAGGUGCUGGCACACACUCGCAUGGGAGAUGGCGCCAUAUCCAAGCCGCUUUACUGCCACACCGAGGAGGAUGUGCCCGAGGCGCCUUCUGACAUCAAAGUGGUUGUCAGCUCACCGCAGUCGCUCUACGUCUCCUGGCUGCCUCCGACCGAGCCCAAUGGCGUCAUUACCAAGUUCAGUCUGUACACUCGCGUGGUGAAUGGCCGCGAGGAGCUGAACAAUGAGAAGCGCAGUUUGCCCUCACAGCAGGCCUAUUACGAGGCCAAGAAUCUGCAUCCCCACAUGGAGUAUCAGUUCUGGGUGACGGCCUCGACACGCGUGGGAGAGGGCAAGAGCUCCAGGGUGUCCUCGCAGAUCACCACGAAUCGCGUGCCGGCCAGAAUCAUUUCCUUUGGCGGUCCUGUGGUGCGUCCUUGGCGCUCUACCGUCACCCUGCCCUGCACUGCGGUGGGCAAACCGAAGCGAGAGUGGUUCAAGGCGGAUGUGGCACUGCGGCAAGGUGGUCUUCAUAACUCUCAGCUGUUGGACACGGGCGAUCUGAUCAUCUCCAGCUUACAGCUGGCGGACGGUGGCAACUACAGUUGCCAGGUGGACAAUGGCAUUGGCACAGAUCGCCUCACGCACAUGCUGCUCGUCCAGGUGCCGCCCUCGGCGCCUGUGCUCUAUGUGACCAGCGCCACCUCGAGCAGCAUCCUGAUGCACUGGAAAUGUGGAUUCACUGGAAAUGCUCCGAUCACUGGCUACACUCUGUUCUAUCGCCGUGCCACUGGCAACACGGAUGAGAUGCAGCUUUCACGUCAUGCCUCCAGUCACGAGCUGAAGGGUUUGGUCUGCGGCAGCACCUAUCAGAUCCACUUGAAUGCCCACAACAAAGUGGGCAGCUCCCCGGCCAGCAUUAUGCUCCAUGUGCGCACUCAGGGACAGGCGCCGGGUCUGCCAGCAACUACAAGUCUACUGGCUCCCAAUUCCACCUCGGUAUUGAUACGGCUGCACACCUGGCCAGACAAUGGCUGCCCCUUAAUGUACUUCGUGCUGCAGUAUCGUGCGGUGACUGAUGAUCCCGACAAGGAAUGGAUUUUGGUUUCCAAUGCUCUGAAGCCACAACGACGUGUGGUCAUCUCCAAUCUGCAGUCUUCGACACUCUAUCAGUUGAGAAUGGAGGCGCACAAUGUGGCAGGUGUUUCACAAGCUGAGUUCAGUUUCGUUACACUCACCAAGGAUGGAGAUCCGCCACCGCCGGAGAUUGUGCAGAGAGGUCAGCGCGGUCCAAGCGUCUUCUAUGGCAACAUCAAUCUGUUGAUACCCAGCAUCGCUGCUGUUUCCGGCAUGAUCUGUACCAUAGCCUUGGUCAUCGUCUGUUAUCGGCACAAACAAAGCAAUCAUAUACAAAAGGAAUCGCUUGAGAAUCGCGCCAACUCCGAGGCAGCACAGCGUGAGCGUUAUUAUGCCACCAUUCAUAAGGUUUCCAUGCAGAACAAUGAUAAAAUUCCGGAAACCUCUGAGGACAUUUCGCCAUAUGCCACCUUCCAAUUGUCGGAGGCUGGCAACUUGUCACAGCCACAUCAUGGCGGUCCAGCCAACACUCUGCUGCACUCGUUCAUGUACCAUGAGAGGGCUCUGGCCGAGGGCUGCUCGUCGCCACCACCAGCUGCGGUACUAAAACCAACCACCACCCAUCACCACCACCACCAUAACCAACGUCCACAAAAGACAAUUCAUAAUUAUUAUCAGACCUCACCGUUUCAUAAUAUCUCCAAGAAUCGACGUCGUCACUCACGCAAAACUGAACCAGAAAGCGAGGAAUCCGAAUCGGAUCAGGAUCAACUGACUUCCAGUCGCACCGAGUCUUCCAAUCAGCACGAGGGCAAAAUCAAGCACAGCAUCAUCUACCAUGGAGCACAAUCAAGCACAUCCUCCGAUCUGUCACCAAUGUCCGAACAAAAAUCAUUGCCACGACGCGGUCGCUCCAGGUAUCAUCAUCAGCAAUAUCAGUUUUCCACCAAUACAACACCGCGUCAUCACAAUAGCAACAAAAGCAACAACAACAUAACCACAAACACGGUCACAAAUACAAAUACAGGCACAUCGACAACUAAUUCGAAUAAAAUUCUAUCGCCACGCAACGGCACUGGCAAUCUGAAAUCCAUAUCGAGCACAUUCAAAUCACAAGACUCAAUACAAUGUCACAUACCCACAUUGGUUAAAUCGCCAUCGAUAAGUACACAACAACAGAAACAGUAUCACAAACAGCAACAACAACAGCAACAGCAACAAUUGAAUAGUAAAUCUGGUCAGAAUCAGAAUCAGAAUCCAAAUCCCAAUCAGACCCAAUGCAGUAGUAGCAGUAGUUUGAAGCAACAGCAACCACUGUUGAUCCAGCCAAAGCUCCAUCAGCUCGAGCCGACGUCAUCGCAUGUUAAUGGCCAGGAGCUAAUGGGCUUGGAUGGAGGCGUUAGUACCCUAGCAUCUGUUGUGCCCGUCACUUGCAUGCCACCCUCCUCACAGUUUCGACCCAUACCACACAAGUCCAUAAUGCCCGCGCAUGAGUCACACCACAAUCACCAUCAGCAACAUCAGCAACAUCAUCAUCAGAGCGCUGUCUCUGGCACUGCUCUCUUGAAUCCCUCGACGGCUCUGCUCUCCUCCAAGUUCUUUACGGCACCAACGUUGCCGCUGCCCAAAUAGGAUACGGCCAAUGGGGGGAGUGAAUAUAUGGGCGGUGGUGCUGCUGCUGAUGGCAUCAGUAGCACCAACUUUGGCUAUAAUAGCGGCGAGAUAUCGUGCACCUAUAUGGAUCCCAUAGAUCAGACAUGAGACUUGGCGUACGGUGAGGUGUGUGGUCCUGAGGGCGCCCAUUAAAACAGCAGCCAUCACACCACAACACCACAACACCAACCACCAAUAGGAACA